This is a messenger RNA of Penicillium pulvis, 576 nucleotides long. RefSeq lists its product as uncharacterized. Bases 1 to 576 code for a protein of 191 amino acids. The transcript has 2 exons. The record is from RefSeq and is a predicted model, not a curated record. Lineage: Eukaryota; Fungi; Ascomycota; Eurotiomycetes; Eurotiales; Aspergillaceae.
AUGGACUCUCCCACUCUGCCGGCAGAUGAGGCCGUUCGUGAUAAGUACAACGUUGGUGAUAUCAUCGAUGAACUCUUCAACCUAGAUCUCAAUCCCACUGAAUGUGCAGAAGAUCUCGCGUGUGAUGUGGAAGAAUCAUGGGCCACACCCAGCGAAUCCACACAGGAUUUCAUUACUAUCGUUGAGGAGCAUCAAUGCCACGUCCAGGAGGCCAUCAUUGAUAAGCGCAAUAUCAUCAUAGAGAGUCUAGGAUACAUUGAUGGAUUGGCAGACGCGAUGCUUUCACUGUAUGAGUGGUUUCAUCCCGAAAGCACUCAGGGCGAUGUCCCUGCCAAUUGGGAAUACGUCUUAUACCAGCUUGUCGGCAUAUUCAAACUUUAUGUUCGUCUUGAGACGUCCACUGCUAUGAUGCUAAGGAUCAAGGACGAAUUGGAGGCGGUCAUGAGUCCUUUCAGGGACGCUCCCGAGGAAAUCAAGGCAAUGUUGCACAUCGUCAGCCUCGUGAUGGAGCAGAAUGACGGGCUCAGGAAUGAUUUGACUGCAGUUGUGUCUAACGUGCGCGCCGUCUGUGCUUGA